UGACUGGGAAAACCCAGUUCUCAGUUUCAACUACAAUGCUUCAAAUGUGAAUGACUCACAAGACCUGUGUUCCGUGAACGGAUGUGGGAUGUCAUCUGAUGUAUCCUCUAAUAGGAGUCACAUUACGAUAAGUCUCCAGUAGAUGCAGUGCUCUCGCUAUCCUAACGACACAUGAGUAUACCCGCUGUUGACUAGGUGUAGAAACGCUGCAGAUAAGAUGUUGCUGUGCGUCAUGUGCCUGCUCCUUGCCUGCCUUUCUCUGACUCAAGGGAAACAAUUGGACAUCUCCUGUAAGCCUUGUGUAUGUAGGGUCACACCCAAUGGAAAGUUGAUCGCCAAUUGUAAGGGCAAACAUCUAUCUAACAUCCCCAAGCAGAUCCCAAAUUCAGUAUCAUACCUGUGUUUGUCUCAAAACAGUAUUAAGCAUCUGCCAGUUGGCUCGUUCCGACGGUUCUCUGCUUUGGAACAUCUUGAUCUGUCUUGCAAUCAACUGAAAAGAUUGCAUGUACACACUUUUGCAGGAGCUACAAAUCUGCUACAUUUGAACCUCAAAGGAAACCAUCUCCAACUUAACGAAUCAGCAUAUCCAGAGGGCAUAUUUAGAGAGCAGAAAAAAUUGCUUACGCUGAACAUCGCAAACAACAACAAGAUCGCAGAUUCAGUAUACCCAGAUAAAGCGCUUGGUGAUCUUACUGCUCUUCAGAGACUUUUCAUUGACGGUGUUCGGAAUGCCUCGUUUGGGACUGGAUUUUCGAAACUGAAGAAUCUUACUACGCUGUCGUUAUCAGGCAAAAGGGGCCUAUGCUCAGUUCAAACCCUGUUGAAUACAUCAUUUCUCUACACCCCAUCUGUCAGGAACCUGGACAUAAGCAAAUGUAGAAUCAACUUUAUUGAAGCAAGUGCAUUCUGGCCAUUAAGGCAGAUUGAUACACUCGAUGUAUCUGACAAUCAAUAUCUAGGGUUUGAUCGCAUGGGUGAAGCUAUAUAUGGACUUCGAAAUUCUCCUCUAAGCGUUUUAAAGAUCAACAGAAUAGUGACAACAUUUGCCAUAGGGGUUCACCUAAAGAAACCAAAUACGAGAUAUUUCAGAGAUCUCAGAGAUUUAAAAGAGGUUCAUAUUGAUGCAAAUAGAUUGGAACUCAUAGACCAGGAAUGCAUCGGUCACAUGAAAACAGUGGAAAUAAUAUCCAUGAAUCACAAUAGAGUGACAUUCGGAUUGUAUCUGCUGAGUGCCGAUAGACUGACAAAUCUGCGGAAAAUGUAUGCUUAUAACCAGUAUUCAUCUAAUAUCCCCUUCAAUCAAGUUGAUGCAGUUAGAGGCACAUUCCUCUCCCCCAAACCGCUGCCCUCAUUUGAUCCCCAGCCAGUGGUUCAAUAUUCACAUAACAUCAUCCAUGCCUGUGAACAAUGUGAGGCAGAUUGCAGCCAUAGCCUUUCGUACCGUAACCAUCAUAAUAGUCCCUAUUAUGAUGCAAAAAAUGACCAAACCAGUAUCUUAGGUCGUCCUUUUCUGAUACCACUACCUCCAAAUGCAACCUAUGUAAAUGUUAGCAACAGCAAAUUGAACUAUGAUAUUGUUGAGCUCAACUUUCAAACAAACCAACUUAAAACUAUUGACAUUUCACACAAUGUCUUUACAAACUGGAUAGGUCCAAUAUAUGAAAGUCAAACAGUUGAAUAUUUAGAUCUCUCAGACAAUUACUGUAAAAAUGUAUCUCACAGAUUUUUUAUGUAUGCCAAUGGACUAAAAGUCUUAAAUAUAAGUCGAAAUUACCUAUCAGUGUCCCUUCUAGCGGACACAAAUGGGCAGAUAUUUGGCAACCAAACAAACUUGGAAGUCAUACGAAUCUCACACAAUCUUAUUCGGGAACUGCCGUCAUUGAUAUUUAGAGGACUUACCAGACUUGAGGUUAUUGAUUUAAGCUGGAACAUGAUGGCCAGCUGGAACAUUGAAAUUAGGCACAUGCCGCACCUCCAUACCUUAGACAUCUCCGGAAACAGGUAUGAAGGCAUUCCAACACACCUGACAAAUCAAAUUGACUAUAUCAUGAGAAAUAGAAACGACACUUUUCAUCUCAGCAUCAAGGGUAACAUCUUGAAAUGUGAUUGUUCGACACUGGAGUCAUUAGAAUGGAUUACAAGGCCGUUUAUUUCCAUUGAAGAUCCUGGCAACACAAAAUGCACCUUAUCAGAUGGGGAAACCAUUUCAUUUAUAGGUAUAGAAAAUGUUAAAGCGAAGCUCCAAGUACGUUGCAAAAUAGUUAUUCCCCUCCUGUCUACAGCAGUAGUAGGAAUACUGCUUUCCAUGUUGAUAUUUGGAGCUGGUAUGGUGUACCGAUAUCGAUGGAAGCUACGCUAUCUGUACUACACCACAAGACGGAAGUACAGAGGGUAUCAAAGACUUGGACAAGAAGAAGACCAUUUUACUUAUGAUGCCUUUGUUUCCUAUGCUGAGGCAGACAGAGGUUUCGUCGUUGAAGAAAUGCGGGCUGUUCUAGAGAGAACCUACGGCUUGAGGUUGUGCAUCCAUGACCGUGACUUCAUGGUUGGUGAAGCCAUCACCGCCAACAUCAUCAAUGCUAUUCAGUCAAGCAGGAAGACCAUAGCUGUUUUGUCACCUAGCUUUGCAAAGAGCUCCUGGUGUGACUAUGAAGUUCACAUGGCCAAGUUGGAAAGCAUCCACACUGGAAGAGAUGUCCUAUGUGUGUUGUGGUAUACCGAUGUACCGGACAAUAGAAUCCUCAGUAGAGAUAUUCGGGACAUGAUUGAGUAUGACACGUAUAUUAAGUAUCCUACACAAGAAAAUGACAAAGAAGAGUUUUGGACGAAAGUCAAAGCUGCAAUCAGCUUUUAAGACUGAUGCAUCUGACGUUAGAUGCUUUUGUAUGAUGAGCUUAAGUGUGAUCAGUCCAGCUGGCAUCAGUUUCUUGGGAAUUAAAAGACUUGAUAUACCGUUCUACUCAUUGAACUUGAACAUGAUUCACUCAUACUUCCUACGAAUGGUGAUCGGAAGUGUAGGAGACAUCGAGGAUCAAAAUGCGUAACAUGCUAAAUUAGCAAAGUGGAAACACUUAUUACGAGACACAACUUGUCUGUGGGGAAUGGGAACCUGUUUUAAACUAUGCAUAAUAAUCGAAGGUUGUUAAAGAAUUAUAAACAAAGUUACAUCCAUACCCAAGUGUCCUCCAAGGAGGGGAAGUCCGUGUGAAUACAAAUUUGAAUUUCUCGUCGCGAUUGCAUACAGCUUAGCGAGCUGCUUGGUGAGGGUCAGGUUGUGAUUGUGUUGAUGCAGAGUGCUUGCUUAUGAUAGCAGGAAUGACAUGUUGGGCCAAACAGGAUUAUCGCCGGCUUCAGCCGUCUACAAAUGACUAAUUUCAUCUCGGUGGAUUAACAAGCGGCGACGUUCAAUCAGCACACGUGACACUGUAACAUAGGAAGGUUUGAGACUCAAAUGUUUAGUUAGCUAGUUCAGUCCAUCUACCUUUCUUACAAAACUGACCAAAUUGUUCAAUAGGUAUUUCAACAGCAUCCGCACGUUACUGUCAAUCUAGCUCUUCUUUGUAGAUAUAUGCUUUUCACGAAUGAAAUUAUAUCCCAGAUCCUUUUUAGAUAAUCUCUUUCCAUGCUCGUUGUUUUCAGUGAAUGAGUAAAUGAGUUAAAAUAUAAAGUAUCGUUGGCAAUAUUUCAGCCAUAUCGUGAUUUCAGUGAAUGAACAGGGAUAAGGAAGCAAGUCCUUACAGUUCAUGUCAACACCUCUCCCAUGUAUCAUGUUAUCUAGUUCGAAUUGUAAUGUCACUGCAUGUUUUAUAUUAUUGUGUUAGUUAACAAUUGUAUGUAAAACAGAAACAGUCAUGCAUUGUGUAUUUGUAUCUUAGUUAAAUCUAUCAAAUGAACACAUAUGUAAGUAACUGGUCAGCUACAAUUUUUUAUUUUCGGAAUAGUUAAUGGCACUGAGGAUAAUGUGCAAAUUCAAGUUACUUAAGUAUUUGAAGAUUUUUAAAGUUGUGAUAAUAUUUUCAGAAGUGUGAAUCAUCUUUUUUCAUUCAUAAUGCUUUCCCUAUUAUAGCAAUAGGAAUAACAUUCAGUUACGUUAAGCUUCUACAAACAGCAUCCGUCUAAACUGAUUUGUUUAUAUGGGUUUUCUAACGAAUGAUUUACAUCCAUUAUAUAGCCAUCCCUUCGCACAAGAUGCGACAAAAUUUUGUGUAAAUCUAGCUACAACAAGGACUAUCAAUAUUAUGAGAAACUGGUAACUGAUUAUGUAUUGCUUGUAUUAUGUGAGUAAUUUUGUGUCAAUGAAUGUAACUAAGUCAUAAUCCAUUCUUGUUUAAUUUUGUAAAUAAACGUAGGAAUCAAAAAAAGGAAGCAUUCGAAAGUAAUACCAGGAAGGACAACGGCUGCAUAUCAGUCAAGUGUUAGACACUCGUGUUUCGUGACUGUUUGUUAUGUUUCCUGUUUAUGUGGUAUCACCUGAUUAACCCUACCACCAUGGGAAUAUACUUACAGUUAAGAUAAGCUUCUACGAACAGUAUUCGGUUACAUUGAUUGUGUACUUAUGGGUUUUGACGAAUGAUUUAUAUCCUUUAUUUGGCCAUCAUUUGCAGAAGAUGAAAAAAAAUGAUCAAAAUCUAUUUAAUAAAAGGACAUUCAAUAUUAUGUGAAACCUGUAACUAAUCAUGUGUGGCUUGUAUUAUGUGAGCAAAAUGCAUCAGUUCUCGAUUACCUUUGUAAACAAACGUAUGAAUCAAUGAACGAAAACAGUCAGAGUUAAUACAAAAAGCAAUUCCUUUUGCAAACUUGCCUAUUAUUUUUGUUGGAUUAGUUUUUUAUGAAUUUCUGAUGCUGAAUCAUGUCCUGUAUGUUAAAUGCUCUCAUACAGUUCAGUUGAUUUAGAAGCAACUUUCCAGUCUCUUAUUUCUAUCACUACGUUGAUAUUGUUGGCUGGUUGUAUUCACGCCAGCUAAAGCACCCCGGAAAUGAGUACGGCGAAACCAUACUACAUAGAUAAUAAGCUUUAACAGUGAAUCUCUUUAAACUUUAGACCUUUUUGGACAUAUUACCUAAUGCUGCAUAGUUACAUUCAAAUUCACAUUUCGCUUCAUGAUGCAAGUCAUAGCUUCUGUUUCAACAUGUCUGUUUCAAAAUUUGAUCUUUUGUAUAUUACACUGUGACACAUUUAUGAACCUUUUUUCUCAUAACCAUCUCCCUUUCUUUCAUCAACUCUUCCAAAAGGAAAGAAAUGUCCACUUCUUAAAACAUCACCUCCAUCACUAUUGCUCACCCAGUCUCCUGUGUUCAUGCAUUUAGAAUGAUAAUAUCACUAACUGCAAACAUUCUGAUAAUACUGCCUCAGUUAUAACCACUUUAUGCCAAGAUUUAGUUUUGUAGUUUCAUAUUACCUUUCAUAUAUUUCUGUAGCUUACUGUUAUCAUCAACAGUGCAUAGUAUGCUCUUAUAUUGUCACUAUUCAGUGUUUGACUCUUUCUUCUGUAGUUCACCGUAUAUACGGUUUGUACGGGCGUUUUUAUUUAAUAAACUUUUCAACUCA
This is a messenger RNA of Haliotis rubra (blacklip abalone), 5548 nucleotides long. RefSeq names its product toll-like receptor 4. The coding region runs from base 218 to 2854 and encodes 878 amino acids. The record is from RefSeq and is a predicted model, not a curated record. Gene Ontology annotation, cellular component: membrane. NCBI's taxonomy places the organism in Eukaryota, Metazoa, Mollusca, Gastropoda, Lepetellida, Haliotidae. Gene Ontology annotation, molecular function: protein binding; transmembrane signaling receptor activity. The transcript has 2 exons. Gene Ontology annotation, biological process: immune response; toll-like receptor signaling pathway.